AUGACAUUAAAACCAGAAGUAAAUUUAAGAGAUUGCGUGGUUAUGACAACCAAACCAGAUAUGGAGACAAAAAAAAGAGCAGAGAAAGCCCUUGACGAAAUUAGUAGAAAUGAUGGGUUCUUAACAGGACUAUUGCACCUCUCAUCGAAAGAUGAAGAGCCAUCGGUUAGAUUACUGUCUGCACUGUAUUUCAGAAGAUACUUAGAAAAGUUCUGGCAAAUUGACGGAUUUGAUAAGGAGACAAUAAUUAAGGAAUUUCCGUUUAUUCUGCUCUCAGCUUCAAAAGAAGGAGAAAAGCAGCUCAUGGUGACUCUGCAGUAUAUUUUAAAGUCAGAAGAGGUGGAAAAGUGUGAGCCCCUUCUUAAGAAGGUAGAGGAGUUUAUAAAAAGUAGCGAAAAGUCUGUGGUGAUGAUUGGGCUAAAGAUGCUCAACAAAGUUAUAAUUUCGUUCAUUGAAGACUAUAAGGAGGAGAAGCACUUUGAAUGCAUUUUGGACAAUGUGGGAGUAGACAUUAUGAACAUCAUUGUUGCAGCAAUAAAAGAGGGAAAUGGAGAGCUGGCUGCGUUUGGUAUGAAGGUGCUUGGGCACUCGUGCGAGAGCUACAUCCUUCCAAAUGUGUUUAAAGACCACAUGUUCCUGCAGAAUGUUAUAACUGUCAUAGAGAUGUGCAUAAACACACUUUAUGAGAACGUCUCAACAGUCAAGUGGUCUUUUAGGCUGCUUAAUGGGCUUCUGAAAAAAACAAAAAAGAAGAAGACGGUUCCUGCGUUCGAGCUGUUCACACGGCCUGAUGUGCUCGCGCUGCUCUACAGAAAGACAAUCGACAUUCUUUCUCUGUACACACGAACAGGCGCGUCACCCACAGUUGAAGCAAUCUCCUUUGAGCUGAUCCGAAACAUUAUGAGCAAGAGUGUAGGCUGGGAUAUUAUUCGAAACGACACGCCAAUGAUCACGACUCGGUUCAUUCUUCCAGCAGUUUCCUUCACAGAAGAGCUGGAGGAGUCCUGGGAAAGCAGCCAGAUUGACUUCAUGCGAGAGUGCGAGGCACGAUACACUAAGAACGCCUCUACGACAGCAAGUGAUCUAUUUUUGGAUAUCGCAAAGAAGAGCAGCAACACACCAGAGGCACUUGCAUACCUUGUCAAUGCAAUCAUAGGGGAGAUAUCUGGGUACACAGUUAAUCCCACGCCAGAGCUUAUUAGGCUUCGAUUUGGAGGGCUAAGCCUCUUCAAAAUUGCAGGAAAGUACAUCCACUCAAACCAAGAUGUAUUUAAUAUUGUGAUGAACGACAUUAAGGCGCCCCACUCAAUUAUCCAGUACAUUUCGUUUUCCACUCUCCAGUAUCUGAGCUACUAUAGAGCAAUUCCUGCAUCUGUGCUGGACGCGUUUUCAGUUGCUGUUAGAUCCAAGGACAUCGGGGUGGUUGUGGAAAGCAUCCUCUGCCUGCCACAUCUGCUGACAGACCCAGUGAUAUGCGAGCGCCUUAAGGGAACGAUCCCAGGGUUCAUCAAGCUUCUUCUAGACCUCUCAAACAAGAUACAGAUCGAGGCUCUUGCAAUUGCUCUUGAGGACGUGAUUAUGCAGUGCCCAGAAGAAGCACGGGAUAUCGCACCAGCCAUCUCAGAGGCAAUCUGCACCUCUGUUAUCCAGCUGAUGAAGCAGAGUGUAGAGGAGAAGGAAGAAGAGCCAGAGGAGCGGUAUGAGGUGAUAGAUGGGUACAUCCGAACCAUUAUUACUCUAAUUGAAUCAUUAGAGAAGGCGCCAGAGAGUAUGCAGGCCAUGAUGGUGCCCAUUAAGAGAAUGGUGCUAAUAGUGGGAACAAACUACCCAGACUUCUUCCCAGACCUCUUCUCUCUCUUAGUAUCAUGCUCAUACUGUCUUAAGUCUGUAGACGGCAUGUAUGAAAUAUUUGAGCUGAUUCUGAAAAUGCCUAUGGACGACCUGGUCAUAUAUAUUAACGAGCUUUCCAGUGUGUUUGACAACUUUAUCACGUAUGGAAAGGAGAAUAUGGUUAAGUACAUUGAGCCAAUAUUCUCUAUUCUUAGCGAGAUGAUGCAGGAUGCCAUCACAGACUACGACUUCCCAUACCUGUGCAGAAUAAUUGAAAGCAUUCUUUUGAACAUGCCACAGGCUCUGGGUGACAAGCUCAGUGGAUUUAUUAAGGCCGCCAUUUCCCUAGUACUUUCGGACAAGGAAAUGAUCACCGCUGUUGGAUCUCUUAUUUCUGCAGUUGAGAUUGUUCUGUGCUCUGCAAUUCUCAUGCCAGGCGAGACGCUGGCGCAUCUUCAGAAAACAAACAGUCUUACAUUUAUUAUGAGCAGCUUAGAGUCAACCUACAAGAAGUUUGAAAGAGUGCACGACCUCAAGCUUCUACUGCUUUUCACAGGAGUUCUUUUCUCCCAGCCAGAAAACACGCUUCCCCCGCAGAUAUCUGUUGAGCAGCUCAUGAAAAUAUUCAUAUUUGUGAUUGAGGCUUUCCCAGGGGCGCUUUCUCGCAGGGAAGCUCUAAAGAACAGCGGAGAGGAUGAGGACUACAACCAAGAAGGAGACAGCGAGUAUGGAGACGCCCAGUGCUUUGAUGAAGAUCCUUCCUUUGAAACCCCGCUUGACGCCAUCAAUCCAUUUGACUAUGCAAAAAACAUAUGCAGCUUAGGACAGGGAACAGUCAUUGCAAGCGCUUGGAGAGCUCUGCCUGAAUCAGACAGACAAAAGAUCAUAACUCUGAUUCAACAGAAAUAA
Molecule: messenger RNA, 2739 nt
Organism: Nematocida ausubeli
Lineage: Eukaryota; Fungi; Microsporidia
Exons: 1
Coding region: 1-2739 (912 amino acids)
Biological process (GO): protein import into nucleus
Cellular component (GO): cytosol; nuclear envelope
Molecular function (GO): small GTPase binding
Source: RefSeq, a predicted model, not a curated record